CACACCGACCUACAGCUACCUAACUGACCUUCUCCAACCCAAACUGCAGCACGCAUCUUCAUUGAAGCGGUGCGUUGUAACACACCUUGUCCAGCCGGUAUGGCGAAUUGCCCCAGCAGAGAGCAGAGUGUCAACCAUUGACAACCUGUGACCGGUUGAUCUUCCGAAAAAGAAAACUUGUUCUGCAAUGAUUGCUACCACCAGCACUUGGUGGUUGAGCUUUCUGAGCCAUAAAUUUAGACGAAUUUGAAGAGUGCAAGAUCUGAAGAGAAAAAAACUUCUAGCUAAACGUGCACGAAGAUGCGUUUUGCUGAUUUGCAUACGAGUUGUUCGGCAUUGCGUCGUUGUCUGCAGUGCGGAGGAUCUUGUUUGGCUUUGGCUUUGAGUACCCGCAUCAAAGUGCCGUUUUUGGGGGGAAGUUUUGGGAUGCUUAGAGUUCAGUUCUUGGUGGAGGAGAGAUUUUUUUUUGCUGGUGCUUUUCACCGCCGUUGGUUCUACUAUAUAAAGUAUGUGCUGUUGGGCGAAUCUACAGCCAGUUGGUGGUGAGCUGGAUCAGAUUCGAUAGCUCGUUUGCAAGUUCGCUUCUUUUUUGUUUGCCUUGGGUACAAGUUUUUCCUGCACCAGAACACCGCGCAUCAUCAUGAACAAACAGUUUGGACUCUUGCUGGUGGUGGUCUCGUGUGCCAUGGCUGCACCCCAACGAAGACCCGUUGCUGCCAACGGUUCCGGAGGAGGUGGUGCUUCCAAGGGAGGUCCGGAAAGUACGGCCACAAUCGUGCGCCAAGAACAGCAGCUCAACGCGGACGGGUCGUACAACUUCCUGUACGAGACGAGCAACGGCAUCCGGGCGGCCGAGAGUGGAUCCGUCCCCGAGGGAACGCUGGCCAACGGGGAGUUCUCGUACACGGCCCCCGAGGGUGACAAGAUUGCGCUGGCGUACGUGGCUGACCAGGGCGGUUUCCAGCCGCAGGGUGCCCAUCUUCCGGUGGAACCACCCGCGCCGGAACACGUCAUUAAGAGUCUGGAAGACAUCCGGGCCAACCCACCGAAGGACUUCAAGGACUUUAACGCGGCCUUUCUCGACGCCGUCAUCGCCAGGCUGAAGGCUCUUCAAGGCUAGACAAAACAACAGAAAAAAAAAUCCAACCACCAUCAAAGAGUUUCGUGCUCGUCCUGCCAUUAUUUCCACUUAGGCCAAUUUAUGCUGUAGCACAACUUCCUAGAAGCAAAUAAAGAAUGUUUUUCCCCCCACGCCGCAUCGUGAUGUUCCGUGGGGAGGAAAGAAAAGAAAAAGCUUUCUGCGUUGGUUGCCCCUAUUACAGAUCGGUCCAACAAGAGACUGGUUAUUAUGUUAUGCCCUCUGGGGUAACGACAAAGAUCAAUGUGUUUCGGGCUUGUUUCCUGGACCUCGACUUGGGUAAUGUUCUCGUAAUUUGAAAGAUAUCAUUCAAUGUACAUUGAAGUUGUACAAAAAACGGACUUUAUUGAUGUUUAUUACAUAACUUUUUUAUGUUACUUAAUUUCUUCUUGGAUUACAUGGUUUUAAUUACUGUAAUUUAUAAUUUAAAAAAAAAAAACAUCAUUAACUUCCGCCAAGCACCUAAUUUUGAUAAAGUUUCGACUUUGAUGAUGAACUGAUGAACUGAUGAUGAUGAAAAUGUCGUCAGUUCAAACACUGGGGUGGAAGGUUCCUUGGAGUAGAAAGAGGUUUGGGUGCUCUCCCCAUUCAAGCCUUCGGACUCCUAGGUUCGAGCAGAAACUUGCAAAAGAGACCACAAAAGACCCGGGGGUCGUUAAUGUGGAUGGUUUGAUUU
Messenger RNA from Culex pipiens pallens (northern house mosquito), 1814 nucleotides. RefSeq names its product endocuticle structural glycoprotein SgAbd-3-like. Bases 641 to 1120 code for a protein of 159 amino acids. The transcript has 2 exons. Gene Ontology annotation, molecular function: structural constituent of chitin-based larval cuticle. The record is from RefSeq and is a predicted model, not a curated record. Gene Ontology annotation, cellular component: chitin-based extracellular matrix. Lineage: Eukaryota; Metazoa; Arthropoda; Insecta; Diptera; Culicidae.